This is a messenger RNA of Haliotis rubra (blacklip abalone), 5178 nucleotides long. RefSeq names its product visual pigment-like receptor peropsin. Gene Ontology annotation, biological process: G protein-coupled receptor signaling pathway. Gene Ontology annotation, molecular function: G protein-coupled receptor activity. NCBI's taxonomy places the organism in Eukaryota, Metazoa, Mollusca, Gastropoda, Lepetellida, Haliotidae. The coding region runs from base 1712 to 2776 and encodes 354 amino acids. Gene Ontology annotation, cellular component: membrane. The transcript is spliced from 3 exons. The record is from RefSeq and is a predicted model, not a curated record.
GUCAGCCAUGUGAGUGUGUACUUCUGUCACCAGCGUUGCCAUUGGCUGACCAGUCAUAAGCAUGGCCAUAUUGUCUGCCCUGAUUCUGAUGACUAUACCUAUUCCUGAUAUGCUGAUAAUGACAUUAGGCCCUAACCAUGUAUAUCAAUCAUUCCAGCCUUGUCAAGCUAUACAUACCCUCUGUGUGAAGCCCCUGUCUGCAGAUCUGCCUUAGGAGCAGACGGACAAUUUAAACACCUGUGCAACAGAAGAUCAAGGCUAUAACUGGCUCAGCUAUUGGAAGAAACUUGUUAAUGGAGACCGCUUAGAGAAAUUUGUGCCUUUGGAAUUGUCAGACAUUCAUUCACUUAAACUUUCCAUUCAACUUUUUUUAGUUUUCACAAAAAUCCUAAAGGUACUAUUGUCGUCUGAUUUUGACUGUUGAAAAGGUCGAAGAUGUGUUUGUGGUAAUUGUGCCUUUGUAGCUUUUUUGUGGACAUCAUUACAAGGGGACAACAUUGGAAAGAUUUGUCAACUGGAACAAAUGGAGAAGUGUUUGUCUGCUAUUUUCUGGCAGAUCUGAAGACUAUCUUAUACAGUGAGGAGCUUAAGUCAUCCCAUCAUGCUUUGUGGUUGACAAAUAACUCUUCAGUUCCGAAGAUUUUGAAACUCCUGUCAGUUUCCUUUGACAGUUGAGCCUUCAUACAAUACCACUUUAAUGAGGAAAAACUUCAUUUUUGUCAAUUUUGAGUUUCUAAAAGCCUCAAAUUGGUGACAGUCAUAUUUUCAGGAAGAUAUUAUUGCCAAGACUUUGACAAUAGUGUUGUCGAGAGACAGUGAGCAAUUAUUGAUCAGAAAGCAUCGUGUCUACCUUCACAGUUCUGGACAAUCCGCCUCCCUUGUCAGCUGAGGUAUUUAUAAACAAACAUUGCAUAGGUUUGUGUUAAUGGGACGGCUGCUAAUAUACCUAACAAGCUCUCACAUAUACGUCGUUACAGAGCCUGGACGUGCUCUUGCCUUUCAGCUCUACAGUUUGAAAAAUUCCAGUGUCUGACACCAGUGCAAAUGCAAACAAUGAUAGCAUCAGUGCUCGUACAAGAAAUGAGUGUGCAUCACAACGACCAACUCAACGAUGACAGCCGCCCUCUCUCACAGGUAUGCUGCGAAGCGAUAUCGACAGCAGGCGUAAUGAACGUGAAAUAACUGCCGAGGAAAUCACUCUUGGCAAGUCAGGCUCAUACACAGUACAGAAAUUACCUUGCUAUCAACACCUGUGUGAGCUGGGAAAGUGCCUUUCGUGCACGCUCGACCAUAUGUGAUUCAGUGGUGGCCAAAGAGGAUGUGAUCAACCUGCAACAAAAGAAUUUCUUUCACCAUAUUGAGAAUUAAUUGACAGAGUGUGUGGUAAACUGCUUCACCUUGUUGAGACGUUCCUUGCAGCUGGGAUACAAUGUAAUCAUUUCUGUGGAUCCUCAAAAGUAGGAGAAGGGAAAUCGUGACUUGAUUAACAUACUUUUUCGAUACUUAAGCAUUUUGAACUCUGUCAAGCAGAGAAAUUUAGCCUUUUUUUAUUUCUUGUUUGUACUUUUUGUUGCGAUUAUCAUGCUUGGAAUGCUUCACAGUGGAAUCGAAGAAAGAAACGAUGCCGUAUACAAGUUGUUGAAGUUUGGUUAUCAGUUUCUUUAAGCUGAUCAUUUGGUUCUUUUGGCAAGUUGUGAUAAACAAUUUCAACAUGUCUCUCGCUCUUUAUGAAAACUCUUCCCUGAACUCGUCCCUCCAUCACAAUUACACUAACGAUUCCGGUCUGGCUGGACCCUCUGCUACAGCCUUGCAGGUCGGUGCCAUUGUCAUGUUGAUGUCACUGAUGUGGGGCGUCUUUGCCAACGUUCUUACGAUGAUUGUGAUUCUUACUGAGCGGGAACUGAAAAACAUCACAAACAUUUUCAUCGUGAGCCUUUGUAUCAACGAUAUACUUAACCUGGGCAUCAAUAACCUGCUAGUGUUGGUAUCUUACUUCAUGAUGACCUGGGCGACGGGGUCCAUUGUUUGCGAAAUGGUGACACAUUUCACGGUCCUCCUCAUGGGUUCAUCACUAUGGCACACUGGUCUCAUAGCCAUUCACCGACUCAUCGUCGUCGUUUUCAACACCUUCUACAAGAAAAUCUCCAAAAAGGCAUACACAAUAUUCGUCUUGGUUGCUGCAAGAGUAGUCCCACUUUUGUUUCUCAUCCAACCACACCUUGGCUACAUGUCUCAGUAUCAGCCGAAACUUCUUCGCUGCAUUGUGAAAAAAGGUUUUGGACUCUAUACGAUGUUGGUAUCUGUUGUUUUAAUGAUGUUGCCAUCACUUGUUCUCAUCGUGUGCUAUAUUGCCAUAUUUGUCAAAGUGCAUCAGUCGUCAAGCGCAUUCCGAGCAAGUCGGAAACGAGAAUGGCUGCGUCGUGAGAUACAAAUCACCAAAAUGUUCGGGCUUGUAUUUCUUCUGAUUAUUAUUGGUUAUUUGCCUUAUGGUAUAGUCCGUAGCAUUGAUAAAGGACUUAAAUUUAGUGCUGACUUCUAUGUUGCGAUUACGGUACUGUACGCAGUUGCCAAUUCCUGUAACCCAAUCAUAUAUGGCGUUAUGGACCGAAAAAUCCGAAGGGCUUGUUUCCGAGCCCUUGGUUUGGAAGAGAGGUGUAUGACGGAAGAACGAUCGAAAUUGCGAAAAGCUUCCAUAAAGUCCAACGGUGAAACGAACGCUGUGAGCGAUGUGAACACUGAAGCUGUUCCGUUAAACUCCCAAGUUCCCCUGAAGUGAACAGUGUGAACAUUGUUCCAACAAUUUUGAACUGUAUGAACAAUAGUGAACUUUAUGAACAGUUGUAAAAAUGGAAAGGUUUAGUUACUGAACUUUAGGCUAUAUAUAUGUUGGUAAAUGAUGUAAAUAUUGUAUAUACUGGUACAAAAACACUGGAUAUUGUUCAAAGUUCGGUGCCACGGGAACCAUGUACAAGACAUGUUAUUUUUGUUCACACAAUUAUUUUUUGCAUAGUGCUCUUGCCUGCUUAUGUGCUGAGAUCUUGUUCAUAACACAAGAAUGCGAAUGACAUGUUCAGAACAGAAAUUGUAAGUAUGAUUUGUAUAAUUGUUUAGGCUGUGAAAAAAAGCACAACUAUAUAUGUUUUUAACACCAGUUGGUAAAAAAACAAACAUAUGUACAUAUAUAUGUAUGUAGUGAAAAUUGUAUAUUUAAGAUUAUGUAUAUAUCAUUUCAUGUAAAUGUCACAAUAUAUAUGGUAAUAUUAGAGUUUGCUCUAAGAAAUUAAUUUAUAUACUUUAAUUUUAUGUGAAGCAAAAUGUAUAAAAUAUUAUUUCAAUCAUGAGUGAAGAAAUCGUAGAGAAAUUAGACCAUCAGUGAUUCUUUCAAGUAAAUAUUGUAGUAAUAAUGAGUUACAUCAUUUGUUUUGAACAUUAAAUAAGUGUUAAUGAUUACAUAACAGCAGACUUGAACAAUUAUUUUCUUUUUCUUUUUGUUAUGUGAAAUUGUAUUGCAUAUUUUUCCUGUAAUUCCUUUCACCAAUUUUAUGUUUUUCCACAAAAUGUUCAUCAGCUAAGAAUGAAUUUCCAUUUUUGUAUAUUGUUUAUGAGAAAUAUUGGUAAUGUAUAGCAUGGAAAGAAUAUUGUUUGUACAUAUGGUUAAAGAAGAUAUUGUUGCCAUUUCUGUGUACACUUGAGCACCAUGUGAUCUGAGCAAUGUUUCUGUUACGACGAGUUUCACAGGUUUGAGAGACGUAGUUCAUCUUUUUAUUCUCCCAUCAAGAGACCCCUUUUCCUGCAUUCAUAGUUCCACAUGCUCUUGAGAGCUGUACUUGUUAGCUGGUAUGUUGAAAUUACAAAAAAAGUACAAUUAUCUGCCAGAACUGUAAAUGCAUGAACUUCAGAAUAAAAAGAUGACCUACAUGCUCCUUGUGAAGUUUUCUGAUGUUAGAUUUAGAAGUAUGUCACAUGUAGUCAGUAUCUGUUAUCAUUGCUGUUUGUGAAUGACUACCAAACUUGGUACUGCAGUAGUUUUGUGAUAUUGAUCACUAUGACUGAAAAUACAUUUGAAAGACUCCAUUCACAUUGACCAAAUGCAUUUUUAUGAUACUGCUAAUUAAAAGUACUCUUCAACAUCGGAUAAUAUGUAUGCCACUAAUUAUGUUCUUUUUAUGAAAAAAAAAGAUGAAAUUGUAGAGUAUGGGUAAAUGGCCUGGUUUGAAUUGAUAGCAUUAAGUCUGAUCAUAGUGUCUUCUGUAUUAAAUAGCUAAAUACUUAUCUUCAUAUCUGACGUCCAAUUUAGUCAUUUUUUAAAAUCUUUUAAAAGUUAAAAUCUUUAUCAAAUACUACUGAAACUUUCAUGUGUACAUCUUACACUCUUUUGAAAAGUAAGUUGGUCCGCAAGACCCUGCUGCAUCAAACAGGUUGUAUAGGUUUCCUUCAGCUGAGACGUAUUUCCAACCUGCAUCACAUUGGGCUUUCCUUCCAUGUUAAAGUGACAUGCUGGAUGUACUGGAUGAGUUAUUGAAACUUUUCAAGAGUUUCAGGGAAAAUGUUGAUAUCACUUAGCACUAUUGAUAUUUACACCUGAAGUUAUACAAGCUCUGUAAUAUCAACGACAAACCUGUGGCGUGUUUUAAUAAACGUGUUUAAAAAGUUCAAAAACAUAUCAAUUUUUCUUCAGUUAUAUGCCUUUUAUCCAACUGACUGCAGAGUCAAAUUGGUGUCACUGUGCUGACAAAUAGAAAGUUUCUCUCUUCAUCAGAUAAAUCUGUGUCUAUUAUAAAUCACAUACUUUUCUUUGUCAAUGUAUCCUAGCAAUAAAGUAACAUUUUAAAUGGUAAUCAUUUAGUAUACCAGUCUCUUAGGUAAAGCAUCCCGGCCAUCAACAUGUCAGUUUCACCAUCAGCCUGUCAUCAAAGAAAUAAAACAGUGUAGAUCUAAGUAGAUAGUGGUGUAUGUUUCAUCCAUGUACUGUGGUCCAUUUCAGCAUAAGUGUCAGUAUCUCGAAGAUCAAAGUGAGCGGCUAGAUGGGUUUUAAGAUACUGCUAAUGUUAGAUCAGUAAGUGAUCUAUACGUGUUAUCUAUGUGAGCUUAUCUCGUAAGGAAGUUGUUUCUCCUGUGUUGCGAUAUUGUUGCCUGAUGUGUUGAAUACAGGAGUACAGAAUAAAGUGCCUGUGUUUA